AUGUACACGCCGAUCCAGUACGUGGACCCACGCACCAAGCAAGUGACGGUCCGCGCCAUGAAGUGGGGCCUGAUUCCUUCGUACACGGGCAGCCACGAGAAGCCCAACCACUUUAUGCGCUUCAACGCCCGCUCCGAGGGCAUCACCGAGACGCCUGCCUACCGCCGCCUCGUCGACGCCCGCCGCUGCGUCGUGCAUCUCGACGGGUUUUACGAGUGGAAGAAGCCCGAGAAGCAGCCGUACUACGUCUACCAUGGUGCAUCCUCCUCGUCCAUGCGGAUGGCCGGCAUCUACGACACGUGGGUCGAUGGUGCGACGGGCGACGUCCUAUAUACGUACUCGAUCGUCACGGCCGAGGCCGUCGGGCCCUUUGCUGCGAUUCACGCGCGGUUUCCAGUGCUCCUUGCAACGGCCGACGAGGCGAACGCCUGGCUCUCGAGUGAUCCGUUCCUGGUGGUGCAGCCGCUGCUGGCCGCACGACCUCCGACGGACCUCCUCUGGCACGCCGUGACCAAGCAGAUGGGCGUCCCGACGUUCGACGGCGACGAGUGCAUCCAGAAGCUCCCGACGCCGCCGUCGAUCACAAGCUUUUUUGCCAAGAGCCCCGCCAAGUCGUCGACGCGACAGCCCCCGCCAUCGCCACGCGGACCACAACCACGUUGACUACCGACAAGACCAC
Messenger RNA from Saprolegnia parasitica CBS 223.65, 679 nucleotides. RefSeq lists its product as hypothetical. Bases 1 to 663 code for a protein of 220 amino acids. The record is from RefSeq and is a predicted model, not a curated record. Gene Ontology annotation, biological process: DNA damage response. Lineage: Eukaryota; Oomycota; Saprolegniomycetes; Saprolegniales; Saprolegniaceae. Gene Ontology annotation, molecular function: single-stranded DNA binding. The transcript has 6 exons.